UGCGGGAACAAGCUCCCGGCCACCGCCUCGAAGCCCGAGGAGUGCAACAGCGAGUGCAGGGGGGAGAAGGGCUCCGUCUGCGGCGGGGGAAUCUCUGUCUACAGGGUGGAGGAGCUGCGGGCAGGAGCCAGGCGACGGAGGAAUGUUAUCUAUCGAGGAUGUUUUAGAGCUCCAGAAAAUUUAACAGACACCUUUCCAGCCUCUUUGAUACAGCCCAAUUUGACGGUGGAGAUGUGCUCUGAAUUUUGCUCCAAGAAAGAGUUUCCCCUGGCAGUCAUCCGAGGGCGGGAGUGCCACUGCGGCUACCCCACCAGGCAGUUCUCGCUGCACGACGGCGCAGACGGGCUGCUCUGCAGCGGGAUGCACAACGCCACCGAAGGAAAAUACUGCCUGGUCUACCAGACACCGGUGCAAGACACCCGCUGCACAGACAGGAAAUUCUUAACCACCAAAUCCAACGUGUUCGUCGCUUUGUCGAGCUUUCCUGGGGCUGGGAAUACGUGGGCUCGCCAUUUGAUAGAGCACGCCACGGGAUACUACACGGGAAGCUAUUACUUUGAUGGAGCCCUCUACAACAAAGGUUUUAAAGGAGAAAAAGACCACUGGAGAAGCAGAAGGACCAUCUGUGUGAAGACCCAUGAAAGUGGCAAGACGGAGAUAGAAAUGUUCGACUCGGCGAUCCUGUUGAUAAGGAACCCCUACAAGUCACUGAUGGCGGAGUUCAACAGGAAAUAUGCCGGGCACCUGGGCUACGCCACCGACCGCAACUGGAAGAGCAAAGAGUGGCCGGAUUUUGUGAACAGCUACGCCUCAUGGUGGGCAUCCCAUGUGCUGGACUGGCUGAAGUACGGGAAGCGCCUGCUCGUCAUCCACUAUGAGGACCUGAAGCAGAGCCUCCUCCCCAAGCUGAAGGAGAUGGUGGAGUUCCUGAACAUGACGGUGACAGAGGACCGACUACUCUGCGUGGAGAACAACAGGGACGGGAAUUUCAAGCGGUCUGGUGCUAAGCAAAAGGAUUUUGAGCCAUUCACCCAGGAAAUGAAAGAUCUAAUCAACAAAUACAUCCUGACAGUGGAUGAAGCCCUGAAGGGAAAAAACUUCACAGGGCUGCCCAGAGAGUAUGUGCCAAGAUGACAGCCUGGUAACACUCUGCUGUGUUUAAAAAUAAAAUAUUUUUUUCUAAAAAAAAAAAAAAAACCAACCCAAAA
Molecule: messenger RNA, 1208 nt
Organism: Pterocles gutturalis (yellow-throated sandgrouse)
Lineage: Eukaryota; Metazoa; Chordata; Aves; Pterocliformes; Pteroclidae
Product: WSC domain-containing protein 1-like
Molecular function (GO): sulfotransferase activity
Source: RefSeq, a predicted model, not a curated record